UUUGUCACUCAAUCGCCCAGCAAUCAGUCGCGUUUUUCUUCGUUUUUCGUUUUUCGUUUUCGUUAUUUCGUCUUCGGUCUGUGGCAUAGAAUGCUGCAGCGCAUCUGUAUCUUAUAGAUACAUUUGCAGAUAGCUCAAGCUGUGCGACGUGUGCGCGUCGCUGCAGUUCGCCUCAAGUUGCGCACGCGCGUCUUCCUCAGCUAAAAGUGUCAAAAUCUUUGCAUUUUAAUAUAGCCCAAGAGGCUCAUAAAAACAAGUUGCCCUCGACGUGGGUGUGCGUGCGCGUGUGUGUGUGUGUGUGUGGCGCCAUCUAGCGGCCCAUAAAUAUGAGAAAUCCAAAUACAAAUAUCAUGGAAUGCAGCAAUGGCUUAAACAAUAACAACAACAACAGCAAGAGUAACAACAACAACAGCAACAACAGCAGCAGCAACAGCAGCCUCUCAGCGUCCAAUAUCAACGGAAACGGAAAUGGCAAUGUUAGUGAGCUGCAGCUGCGCCCUCUGUCGGCCAAAACAGCGCUAACAACAUGUGCAACAGCCCAGCCCACUAGCAACAGCAACAGCAACAACAAAUUGUGCGGCUCCGGCAUGUCGCCGCACUCGCCACCCCCGCAGCAGCCCACAAACAUGGCCACAAAUGGCCAUCAGUCGUAUCCGGCGAUAACGGCAACGUAUUGGCUGCCGCCACCAAAUCCGGCGCCAUAUUUAGUUCCAGAGCGAAAACUUUUCGUUGGCAUGCUGAAUAAAAAAUAUACGGAAGCCGAUGUGAGGCAACUGUUCACGGGCCACGGCACCAUCGAGGAGUGCACGGUGCUGCGGGAUCAGGUGGGGCAGAGCAAGGGCUGCGCCUUCGUAACAUUCGCAACCAAACAGAAUGCCAUUGGGGCGAUCAAGGCCCUGCAUCAGAGCCAGACCAUGGAAGGCUGUUCGGCGCCUCUGGUCGUUAAGUUCGCCGACACACAAAAGGAGAAGGAUCAAAAGAAGAUGCAACAGCUGCAGGCUAUAUGCGGCAUCAGUGCACUGACACAACCGCCCAGUGGCGCUGCAGCAGCGGCUGCCACGCCGACAGCGAAUACGGCAACAGCGCUGAUUGCUGCAGCGCCGGCAGCGCAACGCCCGAAUCCAUCGAUGGCCGCUGCAUUGGCAGGUGUGCCGCCGGUGCAGAGCGGCGGUGCUGGAGCACAGACAGCGACGCUUGUUACAGUGCCGACGACGGCAGCAUUGAACGCCUCUUUGGCCCCGGCAUUGCUUGGCAGCAGUCCGCAUCAUGCCCAGACGCCGGGCGCAGCGGCAGCAGCAGCAGCAGCUGCCUAUCUCAGCGCCGAUCCAACGGCUCACUUGCAGCUCUAUCAGCAGAUGCAGCCCUACGGACUACUGCCGGCCCACUAUCUGCAAGGACUAAAUUUCCACCCAUCGGAUAACAGUGCCCACCACGGCCAACACGGCCCAUCAUCCGGCGCUGCCGCCAGCACAGCAGCAGCAUCUCUAUCGGCUGCAGGCGCCGCCGCCGCCGCAGCUGCAGCAGCAGCAGCUGUCUCCGGGCCACCCGCAUCAGCAACAGCAGGCGCACCACCCCCAGCAUCAUCAUCUCUCCCACUUGGCAUCGCAUCAUCCGCAUCCGGCUACAGCGGCGGCGGCGGCGGCAGCUGCAGCGGGAGUCUCGCUGCCGCCGGGCAUGCUCCUGGCACUGGACUGCUCACCAGUGCAUCCAUGUCUAUGCAGAAUCUGGUAACAUUGCUCAAUGCUAGCCAGCACAGCAACAGCAGCGGCAUCAGCAGCCUCAGUCACAGCCAUCGCCUCCACAGCAGCAACAGCAACAACAGCAACAAUAGCAACAGCAACAACAACAGCCACAUACCCAACAGCAGCAACAUUCUCAGUAGUCAUCAACGUCAGCUUGGAGCCAGCUUUGCGCCCAGCGCUGGACAAUUGGUCACGCAUGCGCAUCACAAUUUAAAUUUGGCACAGCUAAUGGGCGUGGCACCGCCACCGCCGCCAGCGAGCGCCAGCCAAACGCUCACGCUGAGCGCGCUCUGGCCUCCCAGUGCCGCAGAUCCUUAUGGCACCAACACUUUUACCGGCUUGCCCAAUGGAGCGAGUGCCGCAGCAGCCGCUUAUGGGGCCGCACAAACGCUGAAUGCCAGCGCCUUGCAAGCAGCCGCAGCGGGCGUGGCAGGCAAACAGAUCGAGGGUCCCGAUGGCAGCAAUCUGUUUAUCUAUCAUCUACCUCAGGAAUUCAUAGAUACCGAUCUCGCUUCGACAUUUUUGCCCUUUGGCAAUGUGCUGUCGGCCAAAGUGUUUAUCGAUAAGCAAACAAAUCUAUCGAAAUGCUUUGGCUUCGUUUCCUACGACAAUCGGCAUUCAGCAGAUGCGGCCAUACAAGCAAUGCACGGCUUUCAGAUAGGCACAAAGCGCUUGAAGGUGCAGCUAAAGCGGCCCAAGGACUUGGGCAAGCCCUACUAAGCGUCUGCAGUGGGUGUGGCCAAAAGCCAUCAAUCACAAAGCCCAAUACACAAAUAGUAAUAGAGUAGUUCCAUAUUGUGCCUUUUAGCGUGAAAUGUUUUCGAAACCAAAGGACCAAUUAAUAAAAUGUAUCUAAUGUUAAGCGAACACCAAAUAUGCAAAAAAAAAAAA
This is a messenger RNA of Drosophila hydei, 2633 nucleotides long. Its product is annotated as CUGBP Elav-like family member 1. Gene Ontology annotation, biological process: regulation of alternative mRNA splicing, via spliceosome; mRNA splice site recognition. NCBI's taxonomy places the organism in Eukaryota, Metazoa, Arthropoda, Insecta, Diptera, Drosophilidae. The transcript is spliced from 7 exons. Gene Ontology annotation, molecular function: poly(U) RNA binding; mRNA 3'-UTR binding; poly(A) binding. The coding region runs from base 327 to 2462 and encodes 711 amino acids. The record is from RefSeq and is a predicted model, not a curated record. Gene Ontology annotation, cellular component: cytoplasm; ribonucleoprotein complex; nucleus.